Molecule: messenger RNA, 819 nt
Organism: Rasamsonia emersonii CBS 393.64
Lineage: Eukaryota; Fungi; Ascomycota; Eurotiomycetes; Eurotiales; Trichocomaceae
Exons: 2
Coding region: 1-819 (272 amino acids)
Source: RefSeq, a predicted model, not a curated record
AUGUCUUGCAAUUUGAAAGUUAAUAAUCUAGUUCAUCUAGUCAAUGCGAUCUGUGGAGAUUGCUGUCGUCUGAUCUCCGGUAGCGGGCCGGGGUCCGUCAGGGUCACAACUUUGCUUCCGGUCACACUAUCUCAUCUUCAACAACCACCUGACCCUUCCUCAUCUCUUUCCACUUCCUUUUUUAUUCUUUCUUUUUCCAUGGACUACAUCGAGCAGAUCCUCGCCUGGCUCCUUUCCCACCGCAAAGGCCACGAUGCAGGCCUCUUCCACAAAAGUCGGGCCUUCGCCAACGUGCCCAAAGAACCGACGAUCCCGCUCGAAUGCCCAGACAUCGGCCCCACGGGGUCGACCAUCCCGCCGGGAUACAGCUUCUUUGGCAAAGGCAUGUUUCCGACGCUGAAAUGGCCCUCGUUGACGACGACAGAAAUCAAGGAAUAUCUCCUCGUGGUAGAGGAUCCGGACGCACCGCUCUCCGAGCCCAGCCUGCACGGGCUCUACUACGGCAUCCCAGCGACGAGGACGAGCGUCACAAACGAUGAUUUCGAGAAGCAACAACAAGAAGAAGGAGAAGAAGGCUACACGCUCAAGGGCGGCUUCAAAUACGGCCAGAACCGCCGGGGUACCGUCUACAUCCCGCCGCGAGGAUUGCUGGGCCACGGGCCGCAUCGCUACUUCUUCCAGCUCGUCGCGCUCAGGGAGCCCAUUGACGUGAGCAAGUUGAGUAGUCCUGCGACGAAGGAGGAGAUUGUCGAGCAGAUUGAUGGGAAGGUUGUUGGGUGGGGUCUGUGGAUGGGUAUAUGGGAGAGGAAGAAAGAGUGA